UAUUUCGCGCUCAGAAGCUGCAAGACCAUAUUCCGCAUUUUCACCUCUACACGCUCACAGAGGCACGCGAAGGGCUCUUCGAUCCUCCUUUGCCUUCGGUUUUUCUCCAGUCUCUCUCAUCGGCGAUUUGGUUUCUUCGGUCGGAGCCAUGACCGACGGCCAUCUCUUCAACAACAUCUCUCUUGGCGGUCGCGGAGGCACGAACCCUGGACAGCUUAAGAUUUACUCUGGAGGUAUUUUAUGGAAGAAGCAAGGAGGUGGUAAGGCUGUGGAAGUCGAUAAAUCUGAUAUUGUAGAUGUCAACUGGAUGAAGGUUCCGAGGACAAAUCAGUUGGGUGUUAAAACCAAAGAUGGGUUGUACUAUAAGUUUGUUGGAUUUAGGGAUCAGGAUGUUGCAAGUUUGACCAACUUUUUCCAGAACACAUGUGGGAUAACGCCUGAAGAGAAACAACUAUCUGUCAGUGGUCGCAAUUGGGGAGAAGUGGAUUUAAAUGGCAAUGCACUGACAUUUAUGGUAGGAGGAAAGCAAGCGUUUGAAGUUUCCCUAGCUGAUGUUUCACAGACUCAGCUUCAAGGGAAAAAUGAUGUCAUCCUGGAGUUUCAUGUUGAUGAUACCGCCGGUGCCAAUGAAAAAGACUCUUUGAUGGAGAUAAGUUUCCACAUUCCCAAUUCCAACACGCAGUUUGUUGGUGACGAAAAUCGCCCCCCUGCUCAAGUCUUUCGUGACAAAAUCUUGUCUAUGGCUGAUGUUGCUCCUGGAGCUGAAGAAGCUGUUGUUACAUUCGAAAGUAUUGGAAUUCUCACACCCAGGGGUCGGUACAAUGUGGAACUUCACCUUUCAUUUUUACGUCUGCAAGGUCAAGCUAAUGACUUCAAAAUCCAAUACAGCAGUGUUGUCCGGCUGUUUUUACUUCCAAAGUCAAACCAGCCGCACACAUUUGUUGUUAUUUCUCUUGAUCCACCAAUCAGGAAAGGUCAAACAUUGUACCCUCAUAUCGUGAUGCAGUUUGAAACUGACUUUGUUGUCCAAAGCAAACUAUCAAUUAGUGAUGAUCUUUUGAAUGCGAAGUAUAAGGACAAGUUGGAGCCGAGCUAUAAGGGCCUCAUCCAUGAAGUAUUCACUACAGUACUGCGUGGGUUAUCCACUGCAAAGGUUACAAAACCUGGGAAGUUCCGCAGUGCCCAGGAUGGGUAUGCUGUGAAAUCAUCUCUCAAAGCAGAAGAUGGUGUCCUCUAUCCACUUGAGAAGGGCUUCUUCUUUUUACCUAAACCUCCAACGCUUAUACUUCAUGAUGAGAUUGACUAUGUGGAGUUUGAAAGGCAUGCUGCCGGUGGAUCAAACAUGCAUUACUUUGAUCUUCUUAUAAGACUGAAAACUGAGCAAGAACAUCUGUUCCGGAAUAUUCAGAGGAAUGAGUAUCACAAUCUUUUCGACUUCAUGAGCUCUAAGGGAUUGAAGAUUAUGAACCUUGGAGGUGCGGGAACUGCAGAUGGUGUGGCUGCUGUUCUUCGGGACGACGAUGAUGAUGCAGUCGAUCCUCAUCUUGAGCGUAUCAAGAACCAAGCUGCCGAUGAGAGUGAUGAGGAGGAUGAAGACUUUGUGGCAGAGGGAGGGGAUGAUGGUGGUUCACCGACCGAUGAUUCUGAGGAGGGAGAAUCAGAUGCUAGUGACAGAGAAGGAGAGAAGGAGAAAUCUAGCAAGAAGGAAACAAAGAAAGAGGCAGCAUCUUCGUCCAAAGGGUUGCCACCUAAGAAGAAGCCAAGAGAAGGAGGGGAAGACAGUGGGAAGAAGAAGAAGCAGAAGAAGAAGAAAGAUCCAAAUGCUCCAAAGAGAGCAAUGUCUGGGUUCAUGUUCUUCUCUCAGAUGGAAAGAGAGAACAUAAAGAAGAGCCACCCGGGAAUAGCGUUUGGAGAGGUGGGGAAGGUGCUCGGAGACAAGUGGAGGCAGAUGUCAGCGGAGGAAAGAGAGCCGUAUGAAGCAAAGGCAAGAGCAGACAAGAAGCGGUACAAAGAUGAGAUAAGUGGGUACAAAAACCCUCAGCCUAUGAACAUCGAUGACUCUGGCAACGACUCUGACAGCCACUGAUCGGUAAUAUCUAAUAUUCCACAGUGCCCUUCACUUUUUAGACUUUGAAGCCGCCCUGUUCAACAACACAACAAAAACGCAGGGUUCACCUUUGGGUGCAUCCUUGUUUGUGUCCUUAGCUCAUGUAUGUUGAAAUUUGACAUUCGAUCUUUCAGACGCAUAUAAAUUAGAAAGGUUUUUAUAGUUAUGAAAUGGGUUUUCGAGGUUCAACUUA
Molecule: messenger RNA, 2300 nt
Organism: Tarenaya hassleriana
Lineage: Eukaryota; Viridiplantae; Streptophyta; Magnoliopsida; Brassicales; Cleomaceae
Product: FACT complex subunit SSRP1
Exons: 12
Coding region: 149-2086 (645 amino acids)
Cellular component (GO): nucleus; FACT complex
Molecular function (GO): DNA binding; histone binding; nucleosome binding
Source: RefSeq, a predicted model, not a curated record